This is a messenger RNA of Racocetra fulgida, 163 nucleotides long. The record is from the annotation of a GenBank genome assembly. NCBI's taxonomy places the organism in Eukaryota, Fungi, Glomeromycota, Glomeromycetes, Diversisporales, Gigasporaceae.
UAAAUAUAGAAAAGAAGCUAAAGAUUUGGCCUUAUAUAAUAAAGUAAGUUCUAUUGAGCGAAAAACUAAUACAAACAAAAAGAAAAGCAAGUUCAAUGAAGCAAAAAACCGAUUAAAUUAUUCAGAUGAAAGAAAAGAAAGUUCUAUUGAGGAGAAAGACUGA